AUGUUUCUAAUAAAACUCCUAUUAAUUUCUGUACUCCUGGUACUUUCGGAUACACACGACAUAUUCCUUGGAUAUCCUGAUAUGGCCUCCAAAGUCAUAUACAGCAAGGUCCAUCAGGAGAAUCCCGCUAUAUGGGUCAGAUCGGAUACAUUCACAGUGAAUUGUUCCAGUAGUGACGUCAUCAACGCCGUGAAAGUCCUGGAUUUGAGGGAAGACAAAUCGGGAGAGGCGUACGUCAAAGGAGGGGGGAUAGGACAGAAUCACGUCACUAUAGAACUGGACAGUCCUAGCAUCUUCAGAGGUUAUAAUUUCCUGGUACAAGUUUACGCUAUACAUGCUAAUAAUUUUUUAUUUCGUCAUGGAAAAUAA
Danaus chrysippus (African queen) is the source of this 369-nucleotide messenger RNA. NCBI's taxonomy places the organism in Eukaryota, Metazoa, Arthropoda, Insecta, Lepidoptera, Nymphalidae. The record is from the annotation of a GenBank genome assembly.